Messenger RNA from Bufo bufo (common toad), 6514 nucleotides. RefSeq names its product CDC42 binding protein kinase gamma (gene CDC42BPG). The coding region runs from base 582 to 5456 and encodes 1624 amino acids. The transcript is spliced from 37 exons. NCBI's taxonomy places the organism in Eukaryota, Metazoa, Chordata, Amphibia, Anura, Bufonidae. The record is from RefSeq and is a predicted model, not a curated record. Gene Ontology annotation, cellular component: cytoskeleton; actomyosin; cytoplasm. Gene Ontology annotation, biological process: actomyosin structure organization; peptidyl-threonine phosphorylation. Gene Ontology annotation, molecular function: protein serine/threonine kinase activity; ATP binding.
UGAGGAAAGACGAAAGCCGAUUGCAACAAUUACAGGAAGAGCUCAUCCUGGGUCGGGGGAGAGAUGAGCGCUGCUAUCACUAUCCGGACUGCACCAUUCCCAGGGUAGGGAGUCGCGCGGACACAUAGGACCGGACACUGAGGGGGGCUGAAGAGUGCGACCACCAUGUCACUGCUGUGUGGCACUAGUGCAGGGUGUAAGUGGGUGCCCUGUGACUGGGAGGGACAUGUAUGUGCAUGACAGUGUGUGUAUGGGUGACAGGCAGAGCUCACUCCUCCAGUGCUGUAUGUUCUACAUUGUGAGUAGUUGUCAGAGGGUGUACACAUACAUAGACAUGGGAACCUAUAGCAGUAUUCACAUCACUCUACCUGUGCGGUUCUUUUAAUUAACCUGGUGGCCACUGUGCGCUUAUAUUAUACCGCAACUUGAACAGUGGCCUAGAACUUGUAAAGGCUCCAGGGUUCCUCCAGGCGGGUUCUCGCAUCAUGUUGUAAAGAGAGGACAUUCUUGGGUCUUGGCCGCACUCCGCUGGACGCUUCUUCUGGAUAAACUUGUAAAGAAGAAGAAGAACAAAAGUCAAGAUGUCUGUAGAAAAGAGGCUGAAGAAGCUGGAGGACAUGGUCCUCAGGGGCCCCUAUGGAUGUGACUGCGAUUCCCUGAGUGUGGAGACCCUUCUAGAUGUUCUCAUCUGUCUAUGUCAAGAAUGUAACGCACCAGCCCUUCGACGGGACAAAAAUGUGACCGAAUUCCUGGCCUGGGCUGAGACAUUUGCUUCAAAAAUCAAACAAAUGAGGCUCAAAAGAGAAGAUUUUGAGAUUUUAAAAGUAAUCGGUAGAGGAGCGUUUGGUGAGGUAGCAGUGGUGAAAAUGAAAGGAAGUGGAAAAAUCUUUGCUAUGAAAAUCCUACAUAAAUGGGAGAUGCUGAAACGAGCUGAUACUGCUUGUUUUCGGGAAGAAAGAGACGUUUUGGUGAAAGCAGACACACUGUGGAUCCCCACCUUGCAUUAUGCAUUUCAUGAUGAAAACUAUUUGUACCUGGUGAUGGACUACUAUGUUGGAGGAGAUCUAUUGACUUUGCUUAGCAAGUUUGAGGACCGACUAUCAGAGGAAAUGGCUCGAUUUUACGUGGCUGAAAUGGUAUUAGCGAUAGAUUCAGUACAUCAACUGAAGUAUGUGCACAGAGAUAUAAAACCAGAUAAUAUUCUCAUUGACCUGAAAGGCCACAUACGACUUGCUGACUUUGGGUCUUGUUUGAGAAUGCGUCCUGACGGAAUGGUGGAGUCCUCAGUUGCUGUUGGCACCCCAGAUUACAUUUCACCAGAAAUUCUCCAAGCCAUGGAAGAUGGCAAGGGCAAGUAUGGGACAGAGUGUGACUGGUGGUCGCUUGGAGUCUCCAUGUAUGAAAUUCUUUUCGGAGAAACUCCUUUCUAUGCGGAGUCCCUUGUAGAGACUUAUGGAAAAAUAAUGAAUCAUGAGGAACAUCUGCAGUUUCCGUCUGACAUAACAGAUGUAUCUGACAACGCAAAGGAUCUCAUCAAGCGCCUUAUAUGCAGACAAAAAAAUCGACUCGGAAGAGGUGGUAUUGAUGACUUCAAAAAACAUCCAUUCUUUAGUGGAAUAGACUGGGAUAACAUUCAUAAAGCUAUUCCACCUUACAUCCCAGAGGUGGACAGUCCAGCAGACACCUCCAAUUUUGAUGUGGAUGAUGAGUCUUUGAAAACUUCGGAAACAUUGCCUCCAAAUAUUCUUAAUGGUUUUUCAGCGCAUCUCCUUCCAUUUGUGGGAUUUACAUUUACAUCCAACUGCCCGUUAUCAGACAAAGGCACCCUCAUUAACUGCGUGGUCAAUAAUGGUAUGGAAACUAGACCAGCGCAAGACAAAGGAUCCAUUCAAGCUGCCAUGCAGAAUUCUCAUGUUUCAAAUUCUGAGACCCCUACUAAAGAUCGUGAGAUCCGGAGUCUAAAGACAGAGAUGGAAAUUCUCCAGAAGAAGUUAGCAGAAAAAUCCACAGAACAGGAGACCAUAUCAGGAUCACAGGUUCAGUCCUUGGAGAAACAGAUCCGAACGCUCAAACAAGAUAAAGAUCGAUAUACCAAGGAUCUCGCUGAACUGUUGGAACAGUUAAAGUCUCAAGGAGAAGAACUGAGGAUGGCUUUCGAGAAGCAAAGAAAAGCUCAGGAUGAACUGCGUUUAAAGGAGGACAAGUGUGAAGGACUAAGUACUCAAAACAGUAGAUUGUCUCGUAGACUAAAAGAUAAAGAAGAUGAGGCAGAAGCAGCAGCAGAGAAAGUGAGGACCCUAAGAAAGGACCUUCAUAAAGCUGAGGCCAGUAGAAGGGAGGCAGAAUCACUAGUGGAGGAUCUGACCACAGAAGUGGAAAGACAGAAGAAGUUUGUAGAGAGAAGUAAAGCACAAGCAUCCCAAGCUUCGGAAGACCUGGGAAGAGCGAAGGUACAACAGACUGUUGCUUCUCCUGUCAUCAGUGGCUCACUUCAUAUCUAUGAGAUGACCCAGCAGAGAACAGAACUUGAAAGACGGAUCCAACAGCUGGAGACAGAACUUUCUCAACUAAGAGGAGAAUUUUCACAAAGGGAGGCAGAACAUGCCAACGAGAACAAAUUGCUCCGUAGAGAACUUGGAGAGAAGGAGGAGGAACUGAUGUCAUUUAAACAUGAAUUAGAAAGCGUGCAGGAGACCAUUGGCAAAACAAGAGAUGAUAGUGCUCGUACACAAGAGGAGGAAGUUCAUAAUAUUCAAAAGGCAAAUGAACGGGAGAAGAAUCAGCUUAAGGAAGAGAACAGAAAACUUCAGGAAGACAUGGCUAGGUUAAAGACUAUAUCAGAAAAGCUGUCAGCUUCUCAAAAACAACUGGAAGAAGAAGUCCGAUUAUUGGAAGAUAAGAAAGAGACAUUGGCCAAUUGGGAAGCCCAGAUAACAGACAUUCUGCAAUGGGUCAAUGAUGAGAAACAGUCACGAAUUUAUCUACAAGCCUUAUCAUUUAAAAUGACGGAAGAGUUAGAGACACUGAAAAGUUCUGGAAAUCAAACCCCAUCCAGCAAGACAGGGGAGAGCCAAUGGAAAGCACGCCGGCUACAGAAACUAGAGGCUUCAGCACGGCUCGAGCUUCAGUCUGCUCUAGAUGCAGAGAUCAGAGCAAAGCAGAGUAUCCAGGAAGAACUGAAUAAACUCAAGUCUGAUAGCCUUGAAACUGACAGAAAGCUACAAGAGGCAGACGAAGAAAACAAGAAUUUGAGAGUGGAAAUGGAGAGAUUGCGAGAGGAAGUAAAAACAAAGGGGAUAUCAGAAAACAAGCCUCAACGUUCUCUCAUUCCAUUUUUAUCAUUCCGUUCUGAGAAGGAUGUGGCGGCUUCAGAAAACUCUGAACCACUUCAAGCGUUGAGCAAUGUCCUCUUGAGACGAGGAGACAGAACCGAUUCUGUCAAAAAUAAAGCCAACAGGAGAUCUGCCGGGAUCAUGGAAUAUAUAGAAGAGCCUUCAGACAAGCCAAAGACACACACCUUCAAAGUGAAAAGCUUUACAUCACCAACAAAGUGUCUGCGCUGUACAUCUGUCAUGGUUGGACUGGUGCGCCAAGGACUGUGCUGUGAAGUGUGUGGGUAUAUGUGCCAUAUGUCCUGUUGUGAUGGUGCCACAAUUUGUCCAUCUCCCCCUAAUCAAAAUAAGAGGAUUCUUGGAGUAGACCCGAACACUGGCAGCGGCACUGCACUGGAAGGAUACUUAUCGAUCCCUAAGCCAGCUGGAGUGAAGAAGGGAUGGCAGCGGGUCUACGUGAUUAUAAGUGACUUUAAGGUCCAUGUGUAUGAUGCCAGCUCCCAGUGUAAUACCACUAUCCUACAGGUCAUCGAUAUGAGAGAUGAACAUUUUUCUGUUAGCUCUGUCCUGGAAUCUGAUGUCAUCCAUGCUAACCCCAAGGACAUCCCAUGUAUAUUUCGGGUAACCUCCUCACAGCUGAACUUUCCGCUCACCUUGUCCUCUCAGCUUCUGCUGGCAGAAACUUCAGAUGAAAUGCAGAAAUGGGUGCAAGUGCUGAAGGAGCUUCAAUUACUCCUGCGGGAGCAGAGGCCACAGGAUCGCUCAGUUCGGGUGUUAAAGGAGGCAUAUGACAGUGCACUGCCUUUUAUACGCACAACACUCUGCGCAGCCAUCAUGGAUCAGGAAAGAAUUGCUUUGGGGACAGAAGAUGGGCUUUUCCUGCUGCACAUGAAUAAAAAUGAAAUCACCCAGCUGGGAGACUGCAAGCGUGUGUUGUCUUUGCGCUCCGUUCCAGAAGUCCAACAGUUGGCAGUCCUUUGUGGGAAGAGCCAUAGUGUUCGUCUCUUCACCUGGGACCUCCCACCAGACUCUCCUGGAGUAAAGAUCCCUGAAGCAAAGGGCUGUCAGGUCAUUACAACUGGUUUGGUGUGCCAAGGCUCAACUGCUGUUCUUUGUGCUGCUUCAAAGCGUCAAGUUGUCUGCUUCCAAUUAACCAACCGAAAAGGUCUGCCCCGACGGAUUAAAGAAUUCCAGGCAGUUGGAGUCGUACAGUGUAUGGACAUCUUGGGGGAACGAGUGUGUGUUGGAUACACAUCUGGUUUUUCUCUUUAUCCUCUCCUUAAUGAAGGGGCACCAUUAAACUUUCCAAAUCCAGAUGAUCCCAAACUAACCUUCCUUAUACAAGCUGCCCCUGAUGCACUUUGUGCAGCAAGACUGGCACUUAGCGAAUACCUGUUGUGUUUCUCCACAUUUGCAAUAUAUGUGAAUGCAGAUGGAAAAAAGUCACGUUCACAAGAAAUCAUGUGGCCUGCACCUCCACUGGCUUGCUCGUACACCUGUCCUCAUCUCACAGUUUUCAGUGAAAAUGCGGUAGAUAUAUUUGAUGUCCGAAAAGGUGACUGGAUCCAGACCGUCCAUCUGAAGAAAGUUCGGCCUUUGAACUAUGAAGGAUCUCUGUGUGUCUUUGGAACGGAGAAAGUCCGUCUGGUAUAUCUGCGUAAUAAAUUGGCCGAUCAAGAUGAGUUUGACGUUCAAGAGACCUCGGAUAACAGCCGGAGACAGCUGCUCAAAACAAAGAGCAAAAGGCAUUUUUCAUUCCGAAUUUCAGAAGAGGAGCGGCUACAGCAGAGGAGAGUGAUGUUGAAAGACCCUCAGAUGAGGUCAAAACUAAUUUCCAACCCUAAGAAUUUUAAUCAUUUGGUUCAUGUUGGGCCUGGAGAUGGAAAGCAUCAGUUAAAAGAUCUGCCAGUGGCACAAGAAGAGAAAAGAAGGAGCAGUGGGCAAGAAGUAACAGGGAUGGGAAGACCAUUAUCUUCCAGCAGUGACACUGUAAAACGAAGCUCCUGCAGCUCCCAGUCAGAAGACUCCCUGUCCUCUCCUCACAGCUUGAUGACCUUAUCAGACAUCCUACAUGAGAUUCCUGACCACACCGGUAUCUUAAAUACAUCCAACACUUCUUCAUAAGACCAGAUCCAUAAUCCAGUUCCCGUUAUUUGCGGACAAGUGUUGCUCACAAGUGACUUCAUGGAUUUUUAUGAGCCAUAGAUUUUUCUUACUGUCUUUGUUUUAAUGGAAACGUGAAUAUAUUUUUUUUCUGGAUGGUCACCGUUGAGACCCCAAUAAUUACACAACACUUCAUCUGUUGUACCCAUGACACAUUAUGUACAUUAGACGCCAAAUCAAGUGGAUGAAUUAUAUAUGUUUCUCAAAUUAUUUUUAACGGCAAAAAAACACCUACAGGGUGAGACUUUUUUUUUUAUGGAGUUUAUUAUAUAUGUACAUGGAAUUCCAGAAGUGAUAAAUCCUGGUUUGGAAAAUGUCAUUUUAUUCUUCGGCUGUGAAUAUACAGCAUUGUAUGUAACAUAAAAAUUUAUACAGCAUAAAUAUUAUGAAAUCUCUGACCAUGUCCACUCUUCAUUGACUGCAACGAGCACAGGGGGCUUGUUCUGUGUCCUGUGAAGAAAGCAUGCGAGAAGAAUUGUAUCUACCGUUCAUACAUUUGUGAAGACUUUGAGAGAUGUAGACUCUUUUCACAUCUGCAUGCUGUGCUAGAUCUGUCAGAUCCAACUGCCCCUCACAGUGGACCCCCUGCCUUUAUAAAACAGAUCUGUUGGAAUUUCUAUAGUUCUAAUUUUAAGUAUACUGAUACAUACUAUGCUAUUUGUCAAAAGUAAGGGCUCACACACACACACUACUGUGGUUUUUGUCUGCAUCUGAUCCACAUGUUUUGUGGGUCGAAUGGGGCCACAAAAGAUGCAGACAGCACGCGGGGUGCUGUCUGCAUCCAUGUGUCCAUUCCGUCGCACCUUAAAAAAAAAAAUUAUAAUUCCUAUUCUUGUCCGUAUUACAGACAGACAAACAUAGGACUGUUCUAUAGAGGGCAGGAUGUUUUGUGUGGAAUGCACAUGACCAGUAUCUGUGUUUUUUGCGGACCACACAAACACCAAAGACCGUGUGCACGAGUCCUUAGGGAACUGCUGAUAACAGAUUUAGGCCUCGUUCACAUUUCCGUGUCAGUGGCA